CUUAAGGAAUUUCCAACAUGGACUGUUUUAUCUACGGCGGAAAGAUGCUCAUAAAAACGUUUGUUGGAAUGUCAUUUUUGCUCAUUGAGGACGAGAUAUACCUGGCAGGUACUUAAAGAAAGGGAUUGUUUAAACAUUAGCUAAUGCGGAGCGGCUUCACUGUGCCAUGGUCGUAUUUAAACGUUUACUCCUGUUUCUAUUAGUGUUUUGUGUUAAGGGAACUUAUUGCAAGCCAGCUUAUGAUGAGCAAGCCGUAGCACCUGGUGUUUGGUCCAGCCUCUGGGGAUGGGUCUCUUACCUCAACCCUUGGGGCUCGCCUGUCGAUACAAGUGCGUCUCCGCCCAGGCCCGAGCACGAUACCAAUGCUACUCAAAUAAAAAACGCACUGGUAGUUGAAGCACGGCAGUUCACUGCAACGACUAUAUUUGACCAUUCAACAGCUGCACUAAAACCCUCAUCAAAUGAGUCUGUGAAAAAAGAAGACCCAACUACACCCAUCACAUCAGUUCAAAAUGUUCAGAUCUCGACAACAACAGAACAACACUCGUUGGAAGCAUCAUCCAGAGUUAUAACGUCAGGGCAAAACAAUCCAUCAACAUCGGAAAACUCUGCAAUAGACUCGCGGGAACCUAUAACGUUAACAUCUCCCUUAGCAAUGGUUCAGAAUAACCCAACAAAAACGAAGCAAAGUGCGCUAGAACAUUAUACAGAACCAGAUCGAUCAACUACGCGUAUUCCGUUAAACCAGGUCUUUUUGACGACACACGAACCUGCGAUAGACGACCAUGUAGAAUCAAGAUCAUCUACCACACCUAACGUAUUGGAUAAGGGCAACCCGAUAACAAAAGAAGAACCCACGACAGAACAACUUCUAGAACUAGAAGUGUCAACCGCAGCCAUUGCGACAGACCAAAAUACCUCUAAAUUAACAGAAGAGACCAUGACAGAACAAACUUUGGAACUGAACGUGGCAACUAUGGAAUCGGACAACCCGACAACAGAAGAAGAAUCAUUAGAAACUGAAAUGUCGACCUAUGUGACAGCCUUGAGCAACACAACCGUAACAGAAGAACCCGGGGCAGAUUACCCAUUGGAACUAGAAGCUUCAACCACACUGACUGAGACAGACCAUAUUAGCCCGACAUCAACAAAACAACCUGCGACAGAACAACCUGUAGAACCAGAAGUACAACCCGCAUCCCUCGAGCCGGAUACUGAUAACCCGACAACAAUAGAAGAACCAUUGAUAUCUGCAAUGUCGACCGAUUUUGCAGCCCUGAACACUACGAUAGUAACAGAAAAACUCACGACACCCUGUUCCCUGUCGGAACUAGGAGCAUCAACCACACCCAUUGUUAUUUACCAAAAUAUCCCUGAAUUAACAGAAGAACACGCUACAGAUAAGACGUUGGUAUCAAAACUGUUAACCCCAUCCAUUGCGAAGGAGCCGGAUUUCUCGACAUCGAAAGAAGAGCCCGUGACGGAACAAUUUUUAGAACAUGAGGCGUCAAACAACAUAAUGUCAGUCCUGAACAACCCAAGUACAAACGCACUCACGGCAGAUGACCCGUUGGUAUCAGUAACGUUAACCAAAGGCCAGACAUAUCAGAAUGAUACUAUAAUUACGAAAGAAACCGCAACAGAGACUACAAUAUCCACACAAGUAGGCGGAGUAUUGAGUUUAAAACUGUACGAAACGUCUAUUCCGACUGAGCCUGUGACGGAUCUGUAUCCAGGAGUUGCAGAAUUAGAAAACAUUGAAGAGUCUAUAAAAACAAGCGAAGCGUUGUCCGGUAUGGACAAAGCGUCUUUUUUGGCUGAACCUGUCACGGAUUCGUACCCAGAUGUCGCCAUUGCAGUAUCAAGUAGAGACGAAGUGUCUACUGAAAGAAGCGAAGGGUCGACGCUGGCUGAAACUGUCACAGAUUUAUUCCCAGAUGGCCGUACGGUAUUAGGAAGAGACGAAAUAUUCACAGCAGAAAGUAAAGCAUCAAUACUGACCGAUAUUGCGACGGAUCCAUACAAACAACUAGAAGAAGUAUCAAUUUCAACCGAUCCAGCCUCGAUGCAGUCUUUACAAGUAGAAAAGGCGUUAUCCACACGUAUAAUGGAAGUGUCCACGAACGUAAAUGCCUCGAUCCCAGCUGUAAAUGAAGUUGAAGCAAUGUUCACAGAACGAGAUGAACCUGCCGCACCACGAGUGUCGAGAUCACACAGUGCUGGAUAUCGACUCAGUUUUAAUCAACUUCCUUUCAUGUUUUUAUUUUACGCUGUAUAUUUUUUGAAAGCUUAAUUUUAGUAUGAAAAUUUAUGGAACCCUCAUAAGUCCGAUGAUCAAAAAUAUGACAAAGUACGAUAUGAUCUAUUUAUAUCUUAAUACCACAUAUGUAUAUAUUUAGAGUUGAAUGAUAAAUAAGUUGUUAUCAGUCUAUUUUUAGAGGUAUUUCCAAAUUUUCUAUGUCACUUGUCUUAAACUCAUAAACCAAGUUAUUUUUGGUGGAAAUGUCUAUUUUAGUUGCCCUUAUCAUAUCAAAAUCAUAUACAUAUCUUAUAUCUUUAAUGUCAACUUCUUAGAUAUAUAUUUAUAGAUAUUUUGCACGUGAUUUAAUCUUGCCUCUUGGUAGAUGGUCUUUAUUUGUGCUGUUAAAAUUUGUAUAAAGUUUAAGUAAACUAACUACUAUCUAUUUCCCUUUAGACGCCAACUAUAUCUCGCACUAAAUAUUCUGUGUAAGCCCUGACUGUAUAAAAGAUUUUUCACAAAAAAGCGCACGUUUCUCAAUUGAAUAA
Molecule: messenger RNA, 2787 nt
Organism: Cydia pomonella (codling moth)
Lineage: Eukaryota; Metazoa; Arthropoda; Insecta; Lepidoptera; Tortricidae
Product: proteoglycan 4-like
Exons: 3
Coding region: 167-2293 (708 amino acids)
Source: RefSeq, a predicted model, not a curated record